This is a messenger RNA of Homalodisca vitripennis (glassy-winged sharpshooter), 913 nucleotides long. Its product is annotated as 26S proteasome non-ATPase regulatory subunit 10-like. Lineage: Eukaryota; Metazoa; Arthropoda; Insecta; Hemiptera; Cicadellidae. The record is from RefSeq and is a predicted model, not a curated record. Gene Ontology annotation, molecular function: protein binding. The transcript is spliced from 5 exons. The coding region runs from base 155 to 838 and encodes 227 amino acids.
AGAACUAUUGUGUAGAGGUUAUGGAAUUGUUUAUUUUUGUUAUAAUUUCUACUCAGUUUUGAAUUUGUCCAAGUCACUGUUAUCGUGUCGUUAAGUGUAUUGAAAUUUUCAGUAUUUAUUUAUUAAAUAUUUAUUACUGUUUUUAAUUUUUCAAAUGGAUGAGAAGUGUAAAAGCAAACUAUUUUCUGAUGCAUAUGAGGGAAAAGUUGACGAUAUUAUUCAAUUUAUAGAAAAAGACAAGUCAAUAUUAACAGCUCAAGAUUCAAGUGACCGUUUACUGAUACACUGGGCAGCACUCGGAGGACACACAGACCUUGUGAGUCACUUGCUCAGUUCGGGUUCACCCGUCGACCCUCAGGAUGACAUGCACAUGACACCUCUGAUUCUGGCGUCGUCUGCAGGACGUGUCGAUGUCGUCAGACAACUGGUGGGCGCUGGAGCGAGUGUCAACUCUCGCAAUGUUCAAGGUCACUCAUCUCUCCAGUAUGCUGCCUCUAAGGGAUGGAAAGAUAUAGUGAAGCUGCUCCUAGACGAGGGUGCUGAAGUAAAUAUCGCAGAUGUACGAGGGGCGAGACCUCUUCACAGGGCGAGUUCUGUCGGUCACCUCCCAGUCGUCGCCAUGCUGCUGGCACAGAAAUCUGUGGAUGUCAAUGCAAGAGACGCCGACGGCAACACACCCCUCCACCUGAGCUGUGAGGAGGACCGGGGCGAGGUGGCUCAGCUGUUGGUGGAGCGAGGGGCGCAGCUAGAUGCUCUCAACAAAGAGAAACAAACACCUCUAGACCUGGCCAGUACGGCUCUGGCCAAGCUGCUCAGAUCUCUUGUGGAGAAAGUGUAACACCCUUGUUCAUCCUUUGAUUUCAGUGUGUAAGUUCAAUUAUUUUUAUGCAAAUAAUAAAUAUUUCUUUUUUAA